Messenger RNA from Anneissia japonica, 387 nucleotides. RefSeq names its product guanylate kinase-like. The transcript is spliced from 5 exons. Gene Ontology annotation, cellular component: cytosol. Lineage: Eukaryota; Metazoa; Echinodermata; Crinoidea; Comatulida; Comatulidae. Gene Ontology annotation, molecular function: GMP kinase activity. Bases 1 to 387 code for a protein of 128 amino acids. The record is from RefSeq and is a predicted model, not a curated record.
AUGGGUUUUGUACUGGUAUCAAAUGUGUAUAAGAGACAGAGGAUAUGCAGAUCCAAAUAUAAAGAUGUAUUUGGAUUUUCAGUCAGCCAUACAACUAGAAAACCUAGAGGCUCAGAAGUCGAUGGAAAAGAUUAUCAUUUUACAACUCGAGAAGACAUGUUGUCGGCAAUUGGGAGAGGGGAAUUUAUUGAACAUGCAGAAUUUUCUGGCAACCUAUAUGGCACAAGUAAAGCGGCUGUUAACCUGGUCCUUAAUGAAAGAAGAAUGUGUAUAUUAGAUAUUGAUGUACAAGGUGUGAAGAGUAUUAUGAAGACCGAUUUGAACCCUAUUUACAUAUUCAUUAUUCCGCCAGAUAUCAAAGUUUUGGUAAGUUAUCCAGAUUUGUAG